AUGAAGCACAAAUUCUGCUCGUACCGAUACACCUAUGCAUACCGGUAUGCAUACGGGUAUAUCUUUCUCCUGGCAUGCCUGGCGGUGCUACCGGUAGCAGACACUUCGGAUGCCACGGUCGGGGAGGAUUUCUUGAAGCAAGCCAAGAUAUCCAAGGAAUGUGCUGCGAUACUCGCUGUGGCGGGUGGUGCUGUUGAGGGCAGCCUGGGCCUCGCAGCCCGAUUACUCGUCCUCAAGAUUAUUGCUUACGUUGGUUUCACCGCCAUUGGGGGGUCCUUUUCGGAAUGGUGGCAAUCCACCAUGCCAUUGAGGAGUAAAGAGGACAGCACUAGUAGUUUGUUUUCGUGGCUACAAGCCAUUGCCAUGACCGUAUCAGGACCUGACAUUGCCAUUGCUAUUGGGAAUAUUCUGGGGGGCGUUUUGGCCGUCAUUUUUUUCAUGGAGUAUUUUUGCGCCAAAGUGGAUCAAGCGGUCCAAUCCAACAUGGAGUUUCGCAAGCUCGUGGCUGCCGUAGUGGUAUUGGUCAUCAAGGAAUCUUUUGAGUUUUGGCCUGUAGCUGUUGAAGAGAGUGAAGCGAUAAUUCGAAACGCUGUCGGGGUUGACGAAGAACCAAGAUGGGAAACUGAACAUGCGUCCCGUGUAUGGGUGUCUGCCAUGGAAGUAUUGAUGGCGGCAUCUAGUCUGCAGCCUUCUACCGCUGCGGUUCUGUUGCAGAUCCAGUUUUGA
Molecule: messenger RNA, 726 nt
Organism: Seminavis robusta
Lineage: Eukaryota; Bacillariophyta; Bacillariophyceae; Naviculales; Naviculaceae
Source: the annotation of a GenBank genome assembly